This is a messenger RNA of Homarus americanus (American lobster), 1602 nucleotides long. RefSeq names its product eggshell protein-like. The transcript is spliced from 2 exons. The coding region runs from base 57 to 1055 and encodes 332 amino acids. The record is from RefSeq and is a predicted model, not a curated record. NCBI's taxonomy places the organism in Eukaryota, Metazoa, Arthropoda, Malacostraca, Decapoda, Nephropidae.
CACUAUAAAGGUUGUCCCAGUAGUGUUGUGUUUACUGUCAGGAGAAGAGGACCAUCAUGAGGACAACGCUGAUAGUACUGGUGCUGGUCGCCCUGGUGGCAGCCGAGCAGAAGAGGGCAGCAAACCCCCACCCCAGCCAUGGAGGUUACGGUUUAAGAGGCUACGGAGGCUACGGCUUGGGAGGUUAUGGAGGCUAUGGAGGCUACGGUGGCUAUGGAGGCUAUGGUGGGUAUGGAGGCUACGGUGGCUAUGGAGGCUACGGUAGCUAUGGAGGCUACGGUGGCUAUGGACGCUACGGUGGCUAUGGACGCUACGGUGGCUAUGGAGGCUACGGUGGCUACCCAGUCUCUUACAGCUACAGCUAUGGGCGUGGCAAGCGAUCGGCUGACCCCAUCCCUGACCCCACUGCAAAGACCAGCAACCAUCACAGUUCGUACAGCUCCUCUGGGGGUUCAAGUUACGGCAGACCUUAUGGCUAUAAGGUGGGCUCCGGGGUUAGUUACGGAACCAGAAGUUACGGCUCCGGAAACAGGGGUACUAGUUACGGAAAUGUAGGGUAUGGUUACGGAAACAGGGGUACUAGUUACGGAAAUGUAGGGUACGGUUACGGAAACAGGGGUACUCGUUACGGAAAUGUAGGGUACGGUUACGGAAACAGGGGUACUCGUUACGGAAAUGUAGGGUAUGGUUACGGAAACAGGGGUACUAGUUACGGAAAUGUGGGGUAUGGUUACGGAAACGGAGGCAUUGGUUAUGGAAAUGUGGGGUAUGGUUACGGAAACGGAGGCAUUGGUUAUGGAAAUGUGGGGUAUGGUUACGGAAACGGAGGCAUUGGUUAUAGAAAUGUAUAUAAUAGUUAUCCAUAUGGUGUCACCUACAACACAUAUGGUGGUAGUGGGUACGGGAAUGGCAUCCUUAACAGGGGCUAUGGGUACGGUUACGGGUAUCCUUCCGGUAAUACACUCAUCUAUAGCUAUGGGUAUCCCUCAAACACCUACGGAUACCAGAGUAACACCUACGGGUAUCCAUCUAAUACCUAUAAUAGUAAUGGUUAAGAAAUUGGUUACCUAACGUAUACUUCCGCUCUCAAAGUCGCUUUCCAAGAUAACGUUGACCACCACCAACAGCCCGACCUACUAACAUUACCACUUCAAGCAUCUAUCAGCAUUGCCACCACUAGCACCUACAAGCAUUACCACUACUAUCACUUUCCAACAUUACAACCCCUAACAGUUACAGUACAAACAUUACCACCACUAGCACUACCACACCACCACCACAACUACUAACAUCACGUGCAAAGGAAUAAAAUAAAUAUAUAUAUUGUUAAAAAGUACAAGAAUAUAUAUAUAUCAACAUUGCAUGGGCUAAUUUAGAUGUACUUAUUGCAAUUGUUCUCACAAGGCACACUCAUACUGCAUCAAUGAAAAUCUAUGUUUGGAUAUUUUUGUAUUUCAUAAUAACUCAUUUAUAUUUUAAAUACAUGUGAGUGUUGCAUCAAAUCUAUAAACACUAACGAUUUAUACUAAUGUGUAUGUGUUUCUAGACUAUAUAAAACAACUUUGUAUGCAAACUUUAUAUAAAUGAUAAACAAAAAAUAAC